GUUGUUAGGUUAUGUUCACCAUAGAUCGAAUAUUAGAAUGUUUCUAUAAAUAAGCUAAGACUAUUAGAACAGUUUACACGUUCACAUAACUGUAUACUCGGUAUAUUUUUACUGCAUCUAUCCAGCCUGCAGCCAGCUGCUACUAGCUACAACUCUCAUCCAACCAUGGCAGUAAAAAAACCUUUGAAGCUUCGAAUUUCCAGCCUCAUCACUUACCUCCGAUCAUGCAAUUCCAAACCCACCACCAUCUCCGCCGUUAAUUUCCCCGUCAGUAAACCUCCUUCUAAUUCACACACCCACCACUCUUCCUCCGCCUUCAAGCGUCACCUUGCCUCGUCCGCCGGCUGCCGUCCAACGCCCCUCUCCGGCGGAGACUACCCCCCUGCAUCACGGCAGCCGCAAGAGUUCAUCUGGAGGAAAGAGGAGAAAUGGCACGUGGUGUUUCCUCCGCCGUCAACGGCGGGAAAAAAGAAACGCCGACCAAGAAAGAAGAAACCAACCGCCGCAGCCGCCGCGAUAAUGCUCCGACCAAGCACGUCGUCCUCGGAAGAGGAGACAGAAACUCUGUUCUCUUCUUCCAGAACAUUCUCGACGGAUUCUUCGGGAAGGUCCAAAAACCGGCGCUCCACCUCAAGACGGAGAUUAUCGUCGGCGUCAUCGUCGGAGAGCGAGAUGCCGGCGGCGAGGCUAUCGGCGUUCAAGAAGCUGAUUCCGUGCACCGUGGACGGGAAAGUGAAGGAGAGCUUCGCCGUGCUGAAGAAGUCGCGGGACCCACAGGGCGAUUUCAAGAGAUCGAUGAUGGAGAUGAUCGUGGAGAAGGAAUUGUUCGAGAAGAAGGAGCUGGAACAGCUUUUGGAGUGUUUUCUGUCGCUGAACGGGAGGCAGUACCAUGGGUUUAUUGUCGGAGCUUUCUCGGAGAUUUGGGAAGAUCUGUUUUGCUGAUUACCGAACAACGUUGAUUGUUCCGGUCCCCGGACGGUCGUCUGUUUGGUCAGAUCAGUGUUCCUAGCUAUGGAAGAUUAGAUAUUUAGAUAUAGCUCUAGCCUGUGUAAAGAUCGAUCUACGUUCAUGGUCAUCAUAUCAUUUCUACUGCAC
Cuscuta epithymum is the source of this 1095-nucleotide messenger RNA. The record is from the annotation of a GenBank genome assembly. Lineage: Eukaryota; Viridiplantae; Streptophyta; Magnoliopsida; Solanales; Convolvulaceae.